AGAGGCGCUCGCCGGUGCUCCCCGCUCGAAGCCAUGGCUCAGCACUUCUCCCUGGCCGCCUGCGACGUGGUCGGCUUCGACCUGGACCACACUCUGUGUCGCUACAACCUGCCCGAGAGCGCGCCGCUCAUCUAUAAUAGCUUUGCUCAGUUCCUGGUCAAGGAGAAAGGCUACCAUAAAGAAUUACUCACUGUAACCCCUGAGGACUGGGAUUUCUGUUGCAAGGGAUUGGCCCUGGAUCUGGAAGAUGGAACCUUCAUAAAACUUGCAGAUGAUGGUUCUGUGCUCAGGGCAAGCCAUGGCACCAAGAUGAUGACUCCAGAGGCACUGGCAGAGGCGUAUGGCAAGAAGAAGUGGAAGCACUUUGUGUCGGACACUGGCAUGCUUUGCCACUCAGGGAAGUAUUAUUUUUAUGAUAACUACUUUGACCUGCCAGGAGCUCUGCUGUGUGCCAGAGUGGUGGACUCUUUAACAAAGAACAACAGUGAUCAAAAAACACCUGAUUUUUGGAAGGAUAUAGUUGCUGGUAUACAACACAAUUUUAAAAUGUCAGCCUUUAAGGAAAACUGUGGACUAUAUUUUCCAGAAAUAAAAAGCUAUCCAGGCAAAUAUUUGCACAGGUGUCCCGAAUCUGUAAGAAAGUGGCUUCGACAGCUGAAGAAUGCUGGGAAAAUUCUUUUGCUAAUUACCAGUUCUCAUAGUGACUAUUGCAGACUUCUCUGCGAAUAUAUCCUUGGGAAUGAUUUUGCUGAUCUCUUUGACGUUGUGAUUACAAAUGCACUGAAGCCGGGUUUCUUCUCCCAGGUACCAAGUCAGAGGCCUUUCUGGACGCUGAAGAAUGAUGAGGAGCAGGACGUGCUGCCGUCUCUGGAUAAACCCGGGUGGUACUCCCAAGGGAACGCUGCCCAGCUUUAUGAGCUUCUGAAGAAAAUGACUGGCAAGCCUGAACCCAAGGUUGUUUACUUUGGCGACAGCAUGCACUCAGAUGUUUUCCCAGCUCGUUACUAUAGCAACUGGGAGACUGUUCUCAUCCUGGAGGAGCUCAGAGGACAAGAAGUUGGGAAUCCUGAGGAGUCAGAGCCUCUAGAGAAGAAAGGGAAAUUCGAAGAACCAAAGGCAAAACCUUUAAAUACUUUGUCGAAAAAAUGGGGCUCUUUUUUUAUUGACUCCAUUUCGGGACUGGAAAAUACAGAAGACUCCUUGGUUUAUACAUGGUCUUCUAGGAGAAUACAUACCUACAGCACUAUUGCAAUUCCUAGUAUUGAGGCAAUUGCAGAGUUACCCUUGGACUACAAAUUUACAAGAUUCUCUUCUGGCAAUUCAAAAACAGCUGGCUAUUAUCCAUUGGUUCAUUAGACCAUUGGUAGUAGAUCAGUAGUCUUAUCAAAUGAUGAAACACUGACAGCUAAGUAUUGUUACUUAAAAAUAAAGACCCACAUAUGCAGCAAGAACACUGUAAAAGAAAGAAGAAGAAUAAUUUUCAGGAAACACUGUAAAUGCUUUGUAACAAAUUUUUAAUGAAAACUGACCAAGAAAUUGAUACAUGUUUAUAGAUCUCCUUUUUAUAUAAAUCAUUUUGAUGUUUAAUAGCUGUAACUUAAAGUCUCAGCAUCCUACAACUAAAAAGGAACUUUAGUGAUAUUUUUGUACCAAUAGCUUUGAGAUCAGAAUUCACCUGGGGAAGAUACAUAGAUUUACACAUAUGUCUAGUCUGGUGGAUUUGGGAGUAUGGUCCGCAGAACAGUAGCAAAGUGUAACUAGCACAGGGGACCUGAGAACUUCAUCAUGAAUAUCUGUGGGCCCCAUUCCAGAACUACUGAAUUAGGAACUCUGGAACUGCUGCCCCGCAAUUUAUGUUUUCAGAAGCCAUCCAGGUGAUUCUAAUUCAGUAUCCAAUUUGAGAACCACGGAUUGGAGUGUCUCCUUCACUGGUCUUAGUAGAUAAUAGCUGAAUAUCGAUGUACAUCAUGUAAAUGUCCCAGGAAAGAGUAGCCAUAGUUGAGAACAACUGAUCUAUAUUGGUUCUUUCAGUUUAUAUCCAAGAACUCUGAGUCCUGUGAGGUGAGUUAGUUGUCCCAGCUAUUAGGUUUUAUGUUGUUCCUGUGUUUUCCAAAACAAGGAAACAGAGACAUGACUUCUGAGAUGAUAGUAUGGUACAGACAUGGUACUGAAGCCCUUAUCUUAGCCUAUUGUUAUCUCUUAGAUUCCUGCUCCCCCAUAAUACUAAAGACUAUUUAAUCAAUUCUUAAUAACUUCAUGGCAUGUAUCCUCAAAGGAGGCAAAAAUUGGUUGAUAUGAAAAGCAACAUUAAAUAAUACAUUGUAUUGUAACCUUCUAAAAGUGAACCCAUGCUCUACAAUUUUAUUCGGUAUCAUUAAUUUUUAAUGUUUGGGAGGAACUCUAAUAUUAAAAGUUUGUAGUUGGGUUACAUUUUUCUACAAAGGAUGAUAAUGAAUAAACUGGUUGAUAAAAAUCACUGUAAGAAGGUUUAGAGACAUACUAUAAUCCAGAACUGUUGUGUUCUAUCUGCUGUGAAUAGACACUAGUAGAUAUUUGGAACCAGAUAGUAUUUAUAAAUUCCUGGUUAUUUUUUAUGCUGUGAAUUUUACUUUCUACCACGUACAGUAUCAGAAAUACACUAGCCACAUUUUACUUGGACUCUACCAGAGAAUUUAGCAAAUUGACACAUGCAAUGAAAAGAUAAAUAUUUUAUUAAAGUAUGUAAGUGAUCAUUUAUAUCCCAAACAUACUUGUGGGGAUGAGUUUCUCAGGGUAGGUAAAAGAGAAUUUUUUCAUCCAAGUAGCUUUGUUUUGUAUCUAUGUAUAGAUAUAUGGUGAUAUAUUUGGCAUUGAUCUACUGUCAUUGUAAUAUUGUAAUUAGCAUACAUCGUCAGACAUUAAGCUAAGUAAAAGAUGUCAUUUUUUUGUGUGUUUUAAAUAGACACUUGAUUUUGUUUCAAAAUAGUUAUUUUCCUUAUUUAUGUUUGUUGCUUCAAUGGCAAAGUAUUCUUUUAGUGUUUAUAAACUACUCUGAAUAUGAAAUAUGAGAGUCCCAAACAAGAAGUGUAGCCAUUGAGGAGUAGACUUUUUUUUUUAACUCAGUUCAGAAGUUCUACUUUUGUCAAUACCUGCCUGAAGACUUGAAAAAGCUACCGUUUAAUUUGGCCAUUUUUUUCAAUGUUGUAAGAAAGGAAAAAGCUGGAGUUUUUUUCUAAGUUACCUUGCAACUUUCUGACAUAUCUCUGCUUCUUCUAAUGAAUGUUGUUUUUAGAAACUAACUGGGUUAACUUGGGGGAGGGAGGAGGGAGACCCCAGCGCCAACUAAACUGUC
This is a messenger RNA of Ochotona princeps (American pika), 3331 nucleotides long. RefSeq names its product 5'-nucleotidase domain containing 1 (gene NT5DC1). The coding region runs from base 34 to 1356 and encodes 440 amino acids. Gene Ontology annotation, molecular function: 5'-nucleotidase activity. The transcript has 12 exons. The record is from RefSeq and is a predicted model, not a curated record. NCBI's taxonomy places the organism in Eukaryota, Metazoa, Chordata, Mammalia, Lagomorpha, Ochotonidae.